This is a messenger RNA of Mercenaria mercenaria, 6642 nucleotides long. Its product is annotated as serine/arginine repetitive matrix protein 2-like. Bases 90 to 5441 code for a protein of 1783 amino acids. NCBI's taxonomy places the organism in Eukaryota, Metazoa, Mollusca, Bivalvia, Venerida, Veneridae. The record is from RefSeq and is a predicted model, not a curated record. The transcript has 16 exons.
CAAGAGCUCACGGAUUGCACGUGUUUUAAUUAAUUUUACUGAAUACUCACUGGAAAUUAACCUCAGACGAGACAGGACGCGAGGAAAAGAUGAAGGCUAAAACCUUCAUUCACAAUUUAAGCCAGUGCAUAUUUGAAGAAUACAAAGAUGAGAUUCCGAAAGAAGAUCUGAAAUCUUCAUUUGUGCAGGCGAUCAAAAACAUCUCAGCUGGCAAACUGCAAGAUGAGCUCAACAAUAACUUUGAUAAAAACCUGAAGAGAUUAGAAAAAAGCCUGAAGGAUCUGUGUACUAGAGAGUUACCGUCAAUCAGUGGUCAUGUGGAUGACAGUCUGGAAGAACUGACAAAGUCGGAGCUUGAUGGAAGGACAGACAUUGCAGAGGAGGAAGGCACAAAACAACAUGUGCAUAAAGUGGUAUACAACCUAGUGGACAGGCAACCAAAGAAGCCAAAAUUGAGUGCCGUGAAGAAACUUGAUGACAAGAAGAGAUAUCUUGUCUACAGAACAUUUUUGCAGAAGGUGUUAAACAGGGAAGAUGUCACUGACACCUUCAUCAGGACAGUUAUUCAAGAUUUUGAUGACUUGUGUGAGAUAUCAAAGAAUGAGGAAGAUGGAAAAUCCAAAUUUGACUGGUUGCCCAUGUGCAGUCUUCUGCUGGAACUGACGACUGGUUCCAUGCCUUUAGCAUUUAUCAGAGUACUCAAAGUACUGUUUGAAUCUAUUCAGAAUGAUGUGGACAAAUGUUUAGCAAAGGGAAAACCUCUCAGGUCAGGCAAGUUGGCCAACAUCAUAAAGAAAUUUAUCACCAGUUCUCAUCUGAAGGUUGAAAAGGACAAAUUGAAGGAAUCAGAGGAGAAGAUGUAUUGUAGAUACGUAUCAGCACUGCUUUCCUUCUUCAUAGACUUGUGUUGUGUCCAUUCUAGUCAAGUGGUACAGAAGAAGUUGUAUGGACGUGAGAUAGCAGGGUAUGUAUGUUAUAUCCUGCAGCAGUGGCCAGAAAGUGUACUAGAAGUAGCACUACAGAUUCAGGGAUCAGAAGAUGACUAUUACAACAUACUAUUACCUCUUAUUAUUAAAUGCCUGGAAGUGAAGCCCUCGGGUACAGAUCAUGUUUACUACCUGAAGUAUGUAAUGCUGGUCAGACAGGUCAAAGAUGCUUAUGGAGAACAUGAAGAAAUACAGGCAUGGAACUUAGCAACAAAAAACAUACCAGCUAGGACGGGCUUCCUUGAUUGGUUGAGUGAGGAGUGUCCUGAGGCCAUGGAAUAUAUUCCUGUAGAGGACAAGAAGUUCAAGUCGACAAAAAUAACCAGAUUCCUGUUGGAAGAAGCAGAAGAUGAUUUGAUCACAAUUCUCUUAAAUAGUCUCAGCAAGGAGGAUGAAGGAAAAACAGAUGAUGUGCCGGUAACAGAGGAAGAUGCUGAGGACACUGGUGUUACCAUGGCAACAGAUAAUCUCUUCUACCUGGACAAAGCUGGGGGAUCUUCAUCAAUACUGGAACUGGCAGACGGACAAGUAACUGAAGAACCAAACACGAAGAUUUCUUCACAGAAAAAGCGCAGGAAAGGUUCUACUAAAGAAUUGAGUACUAAGCUGAAGCCGAUUGUAUUGAAGACUGUAGAAGAUGUAGAAAAACUUGUUGAUACAAAAGUGUUAGAGGAUGGAAUAAAUUCACCACAGACCUACACACUUGACCCAAAAUUCGUCAUGGAGAAAGUCAAAGACCCAGAGGAUCAGAAGUUCCUUCAAUCAGAAAUAAUCUCAAUAACAUCAGUUAGCUCUCUAUCUGAAGGUGAAGAAACAAUCGGAGGUGAAGUGAGUGAAGAUACAAUUAAAGAUAAUGAUAGUAAAGUAAGCAACAGUUCUGAUAAGUCAGCUAGAUGGACAAAAUCAAAUUCAUCAACUCCAAAUAAAGAACGAAAACGUCACAAAAUUGGAAAGAAUGGAAGGAAACAUGAGACGGAUGAUUCCGAUAUUUCAGCAAUAGAGAAAACAGAAGAUUUCUGUGACUCUGUCACUUCAGCAUCAGAAGAUGAUCACAAAGUCAAAAGUGUUGUUAGAAAGGUUACACCAAGAAAAACAAAAGCAAAAUCCAUGAAAAGUCCAGAAAAGGAUGAGGAUAUGUCAGAUUCAACUGUAAAAAUAAAGCAAAACAUAAAAGCUGAAAAAGGUUUGCUGGAGACAGUAUCUGCUUCAAAUACUAAAGGAAUAGAUAAGGGAUCUAGAGAUGAAAUUGAUUUUUCUGAAACUGUAAUCAGCAUAACUGAUUCAGAUAAUGAGUUAGAGACAAAGGAUGAUAGUACCUCUCAACUUUCUAAAGGUGCCGAUAAGGACAAUGCAAUUGAGAGUACUAAUGAAGAUGAAGAAUUAAGUUCUGUUCAUGAAAGCAGUGUAGAAAUAGUCGAUAUUAUUCUUGAACCUGAUGAAAAUUCAAAUGCAAGUAAUUUGGAAGAAAAAGCAACUGUUUCAGAAGAGAAAAUAAAUAAAGACAGAUCUGACCAAAACAGACUGGCUUUAUCAAAAGUCAGUUCGCCAAAAAAAUUACAGAAAACUGGGUCGCCAAGAAAACAGCUGUUAAAGAAAAGUCCAGUUCCUAUAAAUACAAGGAAAGCAGAGGAAAGUGUUAUGUCUGAAACUAGUCUCAGCUGCAUGUCGGGUUUGUCAACUUUAACAAAUUACUCAGAGACAGUUGAAAUUACAACAUCAGAUAUAUCUGAAAUGGACCAGAACUCAACUGUAGAAGGAGCAGAACUGGAUAACACAGCAAAGUAUAUUGGAGGGGAAUGCAAAGAGUCAUCUUACAAAGCCGCAUCAGAAUCGGGGUCGGACACAUUCAAAGACAAGUCAAAAAAAGCAUCAAAGAAGUCUUUGUCAGGUGAAAAGAAGGAUGUGAUAAGUUCUAUUGCAGGAAAGGAUGAUACUGGUGAAAGAGUUGGAAAAAGUCCUAAAAAAAGUCAAAGCAAAGUUUCAAAAAUGCAUGCAGAAGAGGAGUGUGAUGAGGAUGUAUUUCAACAAACUCCUGAAAAGAAGAACAAAACACAAGCAAUGAACACCAGAUCUAUUGAAGAAAAAUUUAUUGAAAAAGCCAUCAAAGGCAAAAAAACACCAAAAAAGUCAAAUGUUGUUAAAGAAGUAUCUGGCUCAGUUAGUUUAUUUACAGAUGCUGAAAAUAUUGAAAGUGAAGGUGAAGGUGCAGCAGAUGAGGACCCAGGAAAGAGAACAAAAUCAACAGAAGAAAUUUUUGAGAUUGUUGAAGAAAUAAAAGAAAAGAUCAGAACUCCAAGUACAAGGAAAUCUGUGUCUAAAGGCAAAGAGAAGCUCAAUGAAUCUAUGUUCACAGAUGAUUCUGUGGAGUCUUUAGAGAACGAAUUAGAAGUCUCGUCUAAAGAACUGAAAUCUCCAGAAAAAAAAAGAAAAUUAAAAUCUGACUCAAGUGAUAAAUCAAGUCCUAGAAAAAUGAAAUUAAAUGAAAAAGAGAGGAAGAAAAGUUUAGGUGAUGUGGCAUCUGAUGUUCGAAACACAGAUGUGGUGAAGUCUCCAGUGAAAUAUGCACCAAAGGUAAAAACACCGUCAAAAGUUGGCAAUACUGAAAAUUCUGGAAAACAAAGUGGAGUGGAAAUAAUUGAUUUAAAUGGUGAUGAAAAUAAUGAACAAAAAAUAAGUGAAGACAAAAUACAGGAAAACAGUGUGUCUAAUGCAAAUACAUCGGGAAAUACUGCACCUUCUGAAAAACUUAACAUUUCACCAAGAAAAGGUGGAAAAAAACAGUCAAAGACAUCUGAAUGUUUAGAAUCUGUUAGCAACACUCCAUCACCAAAGAAAAGUCCAUUGAAAAUGAAAGAAAAGAUAACUCCACAUAAAACAGCAUCAGAUGAUGAAGCUGGCAAGUUGAGAAGUCCUGUUGAAGCAGUUCAGUCUGGUUCUGAAACAGAGGCUAAACCUUCACUAGAGGUUUCUGAAAAUUCAGAUAGUGGUUCAAAAACACGAAUUUCAGUUCCUGGCACUCCUGAUAAAAAAUCAGUCACUCCAAUUAAGAGUGCAGUUGGUAAUACAAAUAAAAACAAUAAAAAAAGUCCUGAAAGUGAAAAUGUGUCAAAAAAGAAAGCUGAUACAAUUGACAUAGUGAGUGAUAGUGACACAGAGAGUGAUAUAUCAGGUAAGAAAGAUUUAUCUCCAAAAGAGAAAAUAGAUAAAGAACAUAAUGUAGAAUUUAAAACAAAGAAUAAAACUCCGCAGUCUGCUAAAAGAAAUAUUAGUGAAAGGAAAGAAAAUGUAAAAACACCAGAAGGAAAGACAGACACAAAUACCACUCCGAAGUCAGGUACAAAGAAAUCUCCAGAAACACCUGGAAAUACUAGUUUGGUAAAAACUCCAAAAUCAGGUAAAAAGAAGAAACUGACACCAGCAAAAAGUGAAUCGGCUGCAAAAAAUAAGUCACCAGCCAUGAAACAUACACAGGAGACGAACCAAUCUGAUUCGGGCGAGGAUUUUGUUCCAUCAAGCCAAAAGAAGUCGAGGACAGUAUCGGAUAUUAAAGUCUCCAAGAAAAAAGAAACAGGUGUACCUACAUCAGGCAUUGAAAGUGAUGAAGAUCUUUCUAUGAUUCCAGAUAUUGGUGCCCAUCUUAAACCAGAAAGUACAAAAUCUAGUGCUGUAGAGAGCAAAUCACCUUGUAUACCUUCUAGUUCAGAUUCCAAGACUUUGCAAAAGAAAAAGAAUGAAAGUACACCACAGAAAGGGCAGAGACAAAGUCAGAGAAUUAAAGAUUCACCAGACCAGAGCACUGAACCUGUUAAAGAUGCUUCAACAAAGAAAAGAGUCGCAAGAAGCAGAGGGAUGUCAGAAUUGAUAGAUGAUUCUGAGAAGGAGUCUGACAUUGAUGGUCCAGCUCGUCCAAAACGUCUUCGCUCUGCAACGAAAACUGUACCUGAAACUGCAAAAUCAGUAGCUACAAAGGAAAAAGCGGUAAAAAGCAAAACUGAUUUGAAAAAGAUUUAUGAUUGGAACAGCGAGACAGAUGCUACAACUGACCAAUCAGAUGUUGAAACAAGAAGAAGUAGAAGGUCAAAAGGAGGAAAUAGAUUUCCAGCAGUCAAAGACAAGAUUCCUGCACCAGUUGAAGAAGAACCAGGUAAUUUACUAAGUACUCCACCUGGCAAGUUAGCAAGGCAGAGGAAGGGUUCAGCAUCAACCACUAAAAAGAAUGUGAAGAAUGUUGACAACUUACGGGGGACUAGGAAAAGACCGCUAUCUGGAGAGCUGGCAGUUGAAAGUAGUGCAGGCAACAAUUCAACCGAUUCAGAAGUGUCAUUUCCAAAAAAAAAGCCUGUUGUUGGGGCAGACAAGAAAUCUAAAAGGCUGUCAACUCCAGUUGUGCAUACUCCUAAAAAGGAAUCAGAAACUGAUGCUUCUGGUAGACGUUAUUCACUGAGGAAGAAGUGAGAACAAAGACUUGAUACUCUAAGACCUACAUAGAUAUUUGCAACAAACUUUGGUCCUAGUUCUCAGGCAUGAAAAAGGCUGUUCUUCAGAAAUAGCCAUCAGGUGCUUUAUGACAGAAAUUUAUGUUGGGAUUUCAACAGAAAAUAUCCCAAAUACGAUAGUUGCCGUUGGAAACUUUGUAUCAGUAACAGUUUAAAAUUGAUUGUAGUUCCUAGUGGAAACUGUGUAUCUAGAAAGCUUGAAAAUUGGUUUUAGUUCCAAGAGGGAUCUAUGUAUAUGGAACACUUAAAAAUUGACUCUAGUUCCUAAUGGAAACUAUGUAUACCUAACACUUGAAAAUUGAUUCUAGAUCCUAAUAGGAAUAUCUGUAACACUUGGAAAUUGAUUCUAGAACUGUUUUUAUUAGAAACUUUGUACCUGUAACACUUGAAAACCGAUUCUAGUUCCUGAUGGAAACUAUGUACCGGUAACACUUGAAAAUUCUAAUUCCUAAUGGAAUUUAUAGGUCAGUAUAGUAGUCGCAACUUGACCGCGAUGGUUGACCUUAGGCUGAUUAUUCAUAUCGAUUAUUUCAUUGUAGAAAUCAAGGGUGCUUAGGGUAGCUGUGUAUAUUUAUAUGGAAUUAGUCCGUAUACAUUGCGGUAUCAAAGACUAUAUACUUACAUUUGAUCAGUUAAAACCUUCCAAUACACUAACUUACACAAAUUUAUAUUUCCCUUUUCUCAUGCAGCUCAUGUUUUAUGUACACUCCUUUUCAAUGAUAGGUUGUGCCUCAUUAUUUAUUAUGAUACAAAGGUCAACCAUCGGGGUCAAGUUGCGUCCACUAUAUUAAACACUUGAAAAUAAUUGGAAAUUGAUUGUAGCUUCUGAUGGAAACUAGUAUCAGUAGCACUUGAAAAUUGAUACAGUGAAACACCGCUCGCUCGAGCAUCGAUGACUCGAGUACCCGGGCUCGCUCGAGCAAUUCAUGUGGUCCCGGCCGAUUUCCUUCUAUUUUCUAUGUGAAAUUACCAUGGCUGGGUCGAGCAUCGAUAACUCGAUCGCUCGAGCAUGACAUCUGGUCCCUAUGUAUUAAUUUACUAUUUGCUUCUUCUGGCAAACUCGAGCAGAGGUGUCAAAAUUUUUCACACCUUCGGUGGUCAGAAUGUAUCGGUUAAUUAAAAAUUUUCACACGCCGUGAGAAUUGUGUGGUCUAUUCUAC